CGCCCUUUGCGCGGGGGUGACAGGUGGGGCUGGGCUCAGAGAAGCCAAAAUGGCGGACUUCGAGGAUCGGGUGUCGGAUGAGGAGAAGGUGCGUAUAGCUGCAAAAUUCAUCACUCAUGCACCGCCUGGGGAAUUCAAUGAAGUGUUUAAUGAUGUCCGGUUGCUGCUUAACAAUGACAAUCUUCUUAGGGAAGGGGCAGCCCAUGCAUUUGCUCAGUAUAACAUGGAUCAGUUCACUCCCGUGAAGAUAGAAGGGUACGAUGACCAGGUAUUAAUUACAGAACAUGGUGACCUGGGUAAUGGCAGAUUUUUAGACCCAAGGAACAAGCUUUCCUUUAAGUUCGACCAUUUAAGGAAAGAAGCCAGUGAUUCCCAGCCAGAGGACACAGAUGCAGCACUCAAGUCUUGGAGGGAUGCUUGUGACAACGCAUUAAGAGCCUAUGUGAAGGAUCACUACCCUCAUGGCUUUUGUACCGUUUAUGGGAAGACUAUAGAUGGGCAGCCAACGGUCAUUGCUUGCAUUGAGAGUCACCAGUUUCAGCCCAAAAAUUUCUGGAAUGGGCGCUGGAGGUCAGAGUGGAAGUUUACCAUCACACCACCUACGGCUCAAGUGAUUGCUGUACUCAAAAUCCAGGUGCAUUACUAUGAAGAUGGUAACGUACAGCUGGUUAGUCACAAAGACAUACAGGAUUCUGUAGCAGUUUCGAAUGAUGUUCAGACAGCCAAGGAUUUUAUUAAAAUUAUUGAACAUGCAGAAAAUGAGUAUCAGACAGCGAUCAGCGAAAAUUACCAGACUAUGUCAGACACCACGUUCAAAGCCUUACGCCGGCAACUGCCUGUCACCCGUACCAAGAUUGACUGGAACAAAAUCCUCAGCUACAAGAUUGGCAAAGAAAUGCAGAAUGCCUAAGGCCAGAGCUGAAGUGGUGUAGGAAAUGUUAGCAUGCAAAAA
Euleptes europaea (tarantolino) is the source of this 952-nucleotide messenger RNA. It is a transcript of the gene CAPZA1, whose product is annotated as capping actin protein of muscle Z-line subunit alpha 1. Lineage: Eukaryota; Metazoa; Chordata; Lepidosauria; Squamata; Sphaerodactylidae. Gene Ontology annotation, molecular function: actin filament binding. Gene Ontology annotation, biological process: barbed-end actin filament capping; actin cytoskeleton organization. The transcript has 10 exons. The coding region runs from base 50 to 910 and encodes 286 amino acids. Gene Ontology annotation, cellular component: actin cortical patch; F-actin capping protein complex. The record is from RefSeq and is a predicted model, not a curated record.